Molecule: messenger RNA, 1611 nt
Organism: Penicillium salamii
Lineage: Eukaryota; Fungi; Ascomycota; Eurotiomycetes; Eurotiales; Aspergillaceae
Source: the annotation of a GenBank genome assembly
AUGUCUACACAAUACGCCAGCGAACCGAAUCCCACCGCGUCGGCCACGCUCAACACGACCAUCGGCCCUAUCCAGAUCGCGCUCUUUGCCAACCAGGCUCCUCUCACUUGCAAGAACUUUCUCCAGCACUGCAAAGACAAUUACUAUGCAGACACAAUCUUCCACCGAGUUGCCCCGGACUUUGUGAUCCAGGGCGGAGAUCCCACUGGCACCGGUUCUGGCGGUACCUCAAUUUAUGAAUAUCCGGAAUUUGAAUACGACCCCGAAGCUCGAGACCCGAAUGAGCGCGUGGUUCUUCGCGAUGAAUUACAUAGUCGUUUGCGCUUCAAUCGGCGUGGCUUGCUGGGUAUGGCUAAGAGUGAGGAUGGAACCUAUGGCAGUCAAUUUUUCAUCACUCUUGCGAACACGGAGCGCGAAUUGAAUGGACAGUGCACCAUAUUUGGACGUUUGGAAGGUGACAGCAUAUACAAUGUUCUCAAGAUUGCCGACGCAGAGCGCAUCGAGGGCACUGAGCGACCUGUGUAUCCGAUCAAGGUUACUUCCUGCGAGGUGGGAGAAUUAGGGCCAUUGGAGGGGAAAUUGAAAGACAGAAAGGUUGUCUCAACGACAGGGCAGUCAGAGGCUGGCCCACCAAAGAAAAAGAAGAAGGCGCCUAAGGGUGGUAAAACGCUACUCAGCUUUGGAGACGAGGAAGGAGAUGAGAUGCCCAUGCGCCCAGCCAAACCAAAGUUCAACACCAAGUUGGUCUCGGAUGUGCCAGGCGGACUGCCCGAGGUAUCAAAACCCAAGACACAAGCUCAGGCCUCAUCGCAACGGAAGCGACCACGCUCUCCAUGUCCAAAUCGAUCACCAUCGACAGAGCGCAAAAAGCGCCCCAAGACCCCAGAGCACGAGACACAACUUCCUGUACGAGAUCCCGAAUCACCAUCCCGGUCUCCGACCCCAGAAGCUCCCGCGAAAGAAUCCAAGCUGUCUCGGACGAAUGCCCAGAUUGCCGAUCUCAUGGCAUCUAUGCGCCGCGACGCUGAUGUCGGUCCUAAAGACACCGGCAAAAAGAAGUCCGCGCUUGAAGCUCUAAUUCCUGAGACCUCAAUUCGAGGACGGAAGCGACCCCCUCCAGGAUCUGCCAACGGCACCAGUCGCAAUGGCACAGGUCCCAGCAACGCAGCAGAGCGAGAAGCACUGCAGCUUUUCAACGCCUUCAAGGCCAAGCUCGAAAGUGCCAAGCCUGAACCCACACCAAACAAACAGAACACUGAUAAACAUCACGACCAAAACGAAGACGAAGACGAAGAGGCACAGCUCUGUGACCUCCACUUCAUUGCGAAUUGCCAGUCCUGUCAAUCAUGGGAUGAUCCUGAAGAAGAUGGGGAUGACAAAAACGAUGAUCGGACCUGGCUCUCUCAUGAACUUCGUUUCGGGAAAGACACACUGGGCAAGGAUCUAGAAUGGAAGCGUCAGCAUGGUGCUGAGGCAGACUCGUUGAUGGUCAUUGAUCCACGUGAAAAGGAGAAGGAAGUUGUUGGGAAGAAGAAGGGGUUACAGCGGGAUAGGGAGCGUGAGAGGAAACUUGAACGCGUUGGCGGCUUGGAGUGGGAUAAGAGCCGUUAA